AUGCCUCGGGGUCAGAAGAGUAAGCUCCGUGCCCGUGAGAAACGCCGCCAGGCCCGUGCUGAGACCCAGGGCCUAGUGGUUGCUAAGGCCACUGGGGCAGCAGCAGCAGCAGGAAAGUCCCCUUACUCGGAGAAUCUGCCUGCUGCUGGGGCACGCAGCACUUCUGAGGCACCUGAGGGAGCCACCGGUGCUACUGCAUCUGGUUCCGGCACCAACUCAGCUGAAAAUAUCAACAGCCCAAAGGCGGAAAGCGCAAGCUCCCCCAAGGGCACUGAGAGCUCACUCAGUGAGAUUUUAAGUAAGAAAGUGGUUUUGUUGGUGCAGUUCCUGCUGCAGAAAUAUCAAAAGAAAGAGCCAAUUAGAAAGGCAGACAUGCUGAAGUUUGUUAUCAAACAGUACAAGAGUCAUUUCAAUGAGAUCUUCAAGAGAGCUUCUGAUCACAUGGAGCUGGCUUUUGGUGUUGAUUUGAAGGAAGUGGAUCCUACCAGGCACUGCUACGCCUUUGUCAACAAACUAGACCUCGCCUAUGAUUCAGCUCUGAAUGAAGAUGAGCACAUGCCAAAGACCGGCAUCCUGAUGAUUGUGCUUGGUGUGAUCUUCAUGGGAGGCAACUGUGCCCCUGAAGAGGCGAUCUGGGAAGUGCUGAAUGCGAUGGGUAUAUAUGCUGAAAGGAAGCACUUCAUCUAUGGGGAUCCCAAGAAGGUCCUCACAGAAGAUCUGGUGCAGCUCAAGUACCUGGAGUACCGUCAGGUUGUCAGCAGCAAUCUUCCACGUUACGAGUUCCUGUGGGGCCCAAGAGCCCAUGCUGAAACCAGCAAAAUGAAAGUCUUGGAAUUUUUGGCAAAAGUCAAUGAUACGGUUCCCAGUGCCUUCUCAUCACAAUAUGAAGAAGCUUUGCAAGAUGAGGAGGAGAGAGCUCGAGCCACAGACAGGCCUGGUAUGACUGUCACUUCCAGGCAUGUUCCAUGGCCAUGUCCAGCAGCUUCUCCCACCCAUACUGA
Molecule: messenger RNA, 1001 nt
Organism: Rangifer tarandus platyrhynchus (Svalbard reindeer)
Lineage: Eukaryota; Metazoa; Chordata; Mammalia; Artiodactyla; Cervidae
Source: the annotation of a GenBank genome assembly